AUGUCCAUCUGGGAUUCGUUCGGUGGCCGCAAGCAGCCCAAGGGCUCCGAAUUCGACGCCUCGUCAGCCCCGGAUGCCAGCUCCUUCUUCUCAGACGUCGCCAUCCCCGACCCGACGCAGCUCCAUCCCCUGUCCGGCCUGAACCAGGAUACCCUUGACUACAUCACUCUCGAAGAUUCCGCCCUCGACGAGCUGCCCGGCUCGCGAUCAGUCCUACCGUCCCGAGGAUGGUCCGACGACCUGUGUUACGGCGCCGGCACCACUUAUCUCGCUGCGCUGACUGUCGGAGGAGCUUGGGGUUUGGCCGAAGGAUUGAAUAAGACCCCCGCGACUGCGCCCCCCAAGAUUCGACUGAACGGCGUUCUGAACUCGGUCACGCGGCGAGGUCCGUUCCUCGGCAACUCCGCCGGCGUGGUGGCCAUGGUAUACAACGGUUUCAACUCCGGGAUUGGCUAUGCUCGCGGCAAGCACGACUCUGCCAACAGCAUUGUGGCCGGUGCUCUGAGUGGCAUGAUUUUCAAGAGCACUCGGGGUCUGAAGCCAAUGAUGAUUUCCGGUGGCAUCGUGGCGACGAUUGCCGGUGGCUGGGCGGUUUGUGCUCCCUGGCUUGUCUUUUGA
Molecule: messenger RNA, 618 nt
Organism: Aspergillus affinis
Lineage: Eukaryota; Fungi; Ascomycota; Eurotiomycetes; Eurotiales; Aspergillaceae
Product: protein transporter TIM23
Exons: 1
Coding region: 1-618 (205 amino acids)
Biological process (GO): protein import into mitochondrial matrix
Cellular component (GO): mitochondrial inner membrane; TIM23 mitochondrial import inner membrane translocase complex
Molecular function (GO): transmembrane protein transporter activity
Source: RefSeq, a predicted model, not a curated record